AUGAUAAUGGUCACAAACAAUGAUGCAAUACAAUUUCUCCUCUCGCCUAAAAACUUCACCAUACGCCAAGAAAAGCCUAGACACUUAAAAUAUCUAAACGAAUUUCGGACGCAACAGUGCCUCUUGUUUUUGGAACAGCAAUGCCAGUUUCACCGUCCGUAUACGUGUUUUCAUUGGCAUUUCCCAAAUCAAAAGCGAAGAAGACCUUUCAAAAGACCCGAUGGAACUUUUAACUAUAAUCCGGAUGUAUAUUGCGAUAAAUAUGAUGAGACAAGUGGAUCAUGUGCAGAUGGAGAUGAAUGCCCUUAUGCUCACCGUAAUGCUGGCGAUACAGAAAGAAGAUAUCAUCCGCGUUAUUUUAAAACUGGAAACUGUAUUUAUGAAACAAUGGAAAAUGGUGCAUGUGUUAAGAAUGGUCUACAUUGUGCAUUUGCACACGGUCCAGAUGAUAUUCGUCUACCCGUUUAUGAUAUAAGAGAAGUUCAAGAUGCUUCUUCAAAAUUCACUGUCAAUUUACCAGCUAGCCUAGAGAAGGAACGAGUUUUAAGUGAAGACCCUAAGUGGAAUGAAAUGUUUCAUGUACUCGCCUGUUACAAAACGGAAUUAUGCAAAAAACCACCAAGAAUGUGUCGUCAAGGUUAUUCAUGUCCAUUCUAUCAUAAUGGAAAGGAUAAACGAAGAGCACCAGAUAAAUUUUUAUAUCGUAGUACACCUUGUCCAAUUGUUCGUCCUGGUGAUGAAUGGCAGGAUAGUAGUCUUUGUGAUACUGGUGAUGCCUGCGUUUAUUGUCAUACACGAACGGAACAACAAUUUCAUCCUGAAAUAUACAAAUCGACAAAAUGCAAUGAUGUCUUAAAUUCUGGUUAUUGUCCACGUGGUCCUUUUUGUGCUUUUGCGCAUUGUGAUACAGAAAUGACAAUAGGCCGAGAUUUCUCUGCAAAUGUACAACAACAAGAGCAACAGAAUUCUUCUUCAGGCGGCGGUGGAUUACAGUCGAGUAGUAGUCUUAUUGUCGAUUCAACUAACCUCUCACAGAAUAAUAAUAAUAAUAAUAAUACGACUAAUAAUAAUCUUUUGUUAUCUAAUUCAGCAACGACGCCAACAACAACAUCAACAGCUAUAGCUGGUGCUGCUUCAAUACCAUGUCGUCAUAUUACAUCGGAUACUUUAGGCCUUUCUCAUGCUGCUGUUGGUGGUGGUUGUCAAAACCAACAGCAACAACAACAUUCUCUGCAGUAUUCAACACCGCAUGCUUUGAAUAAUAAUAGUAGUAGUAAUAAUUCACGGAUUCUAGGUACUAGUAGUAAUUAUAAUAAUAAUACAAAUAUCAAUAAUAGUAAUAAUAAUAAUAGUAGUACUAGUAAUUUACCGCCAAAUCUAAUGUCUAAUUUACACUCAAAUUUUUCCAAUAUAAUCGUACCAUCACCAGCACAACAUCAGCAUCAAUCUCCGCAGCAGCAACAACAAGCACAACAGCAAAUAUCACAACGUUUACCGUCGUCUAGUCAUUAUCAACAACAGCAUUUGAUGAAUUUCACUUCUCCAGUGGAAUUUAAUAAGUCGAUUAAUGCCACAGAUCAUCAUGGAAGAUCUUCUCACCUGCCGAAUUCUUUAAUGUCAAAUAUAUCACCUCUUAGUAGUUCAGCUUCAAGUCAAACUGGUAGUCGUAAUCGACGUGUUCCUCGGUGUACAUCACCGCGUACAUGUAUGUGGCCAUCCUACAAUUUGACAUCAGCUCCGAAUACAGAUAGACAGCAUUUUACUCAAUUGCCAGGUCCAUCAAAUACAGAUGUUCGAAAUACUGGUGUAUGUCCUCAAUUAGGUGUAUUAUCAACCAAUUCAAUUAGUUCAACAUGUUCUCCAAAUCAGAAUAGUAGUCAGUUUUCACAUUCAAGAAAUCGUCCUGUUGCUGGUCAUUUACAAAAUGUUGCAGCGCAUUCUUUGGGUUCAGCAGCUGCUGUCGCCGCUGCGGGUGGUAGUAGUGGUGGUGGUACCUCUUAUCCAAGAGAUAAAGGUCGUCAUCGAAGUGGUAGUUCUAUGUCCUCUGAAAUUGGACAAUAUUCUAUGCAUAUUUUGAGAGAGAAUUAUAAUUCGCCAACUAAUACUACUAAUACGACUACUGCUGCCUAUAUGGAGUCAAUCUCAUCAACUUAUCCUGGACGAUGUAGUUCUUUUAGUGGUGGUAGUUGUAUGAGUAAUAUACUGAAUAAAACAACUGUUACCUCUGGUGUUGGUGUUGGUGCCUGUGGUGGUAGUUUGUCUAUAUCCAGUCAAAAACAAGCCAUGUCCGGUGGUGGCGGUGGUGGGGCUACAUCGAAAUCGGUACUGUUAGGCGGACGAUUGCCUGGAAUCUGCCAAAAUAUGCCUUCUCAUAAAUCCAAUGUCCUAUGGGAUAAUUUUGAAUCGGAGGCUAAUACUAACCCACUUGAACAGCAACAGCAGCAACAAUACUUUUCAUCGAAUGGCCAUGGUCACCACCAAUGA
Messenger RNA from Trichobilharzia regenti, 2484 nucleotides. The record is from the annotation of a GenBank genome assembly. Lineage: Eukaryota; Metazoa; Platyhelminthes; Trematoda; Strigeidida; Schistosomatidae.